GCGGUUCAGUGAAGUGUCGCUCCAACGGGUCAAUGGGUAUCGCUGACAGGAAGUAGAUGGAUCCCGUGUUUACAACAGAGUACUCUCUAUGCUGGACAAAAAGUACAACUUUUUGACAGCGGUGUUACAUUCGCUUUAACUUCAAGGUUUGUUUUUGGAAAAACGCACGGUGUUUGAAUAAGACAAAACCGACUAGCAGCAGCAGCCUGAUUCCCCGCUGGGAGACACCUGCUGUUACCAGGAACAGGAGUUCAUACCGCGGCGUGACGCGAAUGUGGAAGUUAUUAUGGAAAUAAACGGAACAAUACGCGAACGUUAACUUAACGUUGAGGACACUACUAGUUUAUGAGAAGCUAAAAGUGAUCUAUAAUGUCUACCAUGGAGCGGUCGUAGAUCAAGUGGACUAAACGAUGUCUGUGAACGAGUUGUACACACAGCGGACUCGGGUGUGGAUCGCCGACUCUGAGGAUGUGUGGAAGCCGGCGGAGAUCACCAAAGACUACAAGGAGGGGGAGCCCAUCCUGCACCUCAGGCAGGAGGAUGAGACGCCCCUUGAGUACCGUAUCGGUCCGAAAGACCCCCUCCCCUUCCUACGAAACCCUGACAUCCUGGUGGGAGAGAAUGACCUCACGGCCCUCAGCUACCUGCACGAGCCGGCCGUCCUGCACAACCUCAAGGUCCGCUUCCUUGAGUCCAACCACAUCUACACCUACUGUGGGAUCGUGUUGGUGGCCAUCAACCCCUAUGAGCAGCUGGCCAUCUACGGCGAGGAGGUGAUCAAUGCCUACAGCGGGCAGAACAUGGGGGACAUGGACCCCCACAUAUUUGCGGUGGCGGAGGAGGCGUACAAGCAGAUGGCCAGGGACGAGCGCAACCAGUCCAUCAUCGUGAGCGGCGAGUCCGGCGCCGGGAAGACGGUGUCGGCCAAGUACGCCAUGCGCUUCUUCGCCACGGUGGGCGGGUCGGCGGGGAACACCAACGUGGAGGAGAAGGUCCUGGCCUCCAGUCCCAUCAUGGAGGCUAUCGGAAACGCCAAGACGACCCGCAACGACAACAGCAGUCGCUUCGGGAAGUACAUCCAGAUCGGUUUCGACCGGCAGUACCACAUCAUCGGGGCCAACAUGCGCACCUACCUGCUGGAGAAGUCCCGCGUGGUCUUUCAGGCCGAGGAUGAGAGGAACUACCACAUCUUUUAUCAGCUCUGUGCCUGCGCUAGUUUACCAGAGUUUAAAGACUUGGCCUUGUCGAGUGCAGAGGACUUUAUCUACACGUCGUUCGGGGAGAACAUCUUCAUAGAGGGAGUCAACGACGCGGUGGACUUUGAGAAGACCAAGGAAGCUUUCACCCUCCUGGGUGUGAAGGAGAACAUGCAGAGCAGCAUUAUUAAGAUCAUAGCUGCCAUCCUGCAUCUGGGCAACGUGGAGAUCUGCUCCGAGCGGGACGGGGACUCCUGCCACGUUUUGGGCGAAGACCGCCACCUGAAGCACUUCUGCCGCCUGCUGGGCGUGGAGCUGGAGCAGAUGGAGCACUGGCUGUGUCACCGGAAGCUGGUGACUUCGUCUGAGACCUACGUGAAGAACAUGUCCUGCAAGCAGGCCAGCAACGCCCGCGACGCCCUGGCCAAGCACAUCUACGCGCACAUGUUCGACUGGAUCGUGGAGCACGUCAACAAGGCGCUGCACACCACCGCCAAGCAGCGCUCCUUCAUCGGCGUGCUGGACAUCUACGGGUUCGAGACAUUUGAGAUCAACAGUUUUGAGCAGUUCUGCAUCAACUACGCCAAUGAGAAGCUGCAGCAACAGUUCAACUCGCACGUGUUCAAGCUAGAGCAGGAGGAGUACAUGAAGGAACAGAUUCCCUGGACCCUGAUAGACUUCUAUGACAACCAGCCGUGCAUAGACCUGAUCGAGGCCAAGCUGGGCAUCCUGGACCUGCUGGACGAAGAGUGCCGAGUGCCCAAGGGCACGGAUGAGAACUGGUGCCAGAAGCUGUACGGGAAGCACUCAGGAAGCGCUCACUUCCAGAAGCCACGCAUGUCCAACACCUCCUUCAUCAUCAUCCACUUCGCAGACAAGGUGGAGUACCAGUGUGAGGGCUUCCUGGAGAAGAACAGAGACACCGUGUACGAGGAACAGAUCAAUAUCCUGAAAGCUAGUAAGUUUCAGAUGGUGGCCGAUCUAUUCCUGGAGAAGAAGGAGUCCAGCUCUUCCACACCCGGUAGUAAAACCUCCAGGAUUAACGUGAGGUCCGCCAAGACCGUCCCGAAGACCCCCAACAAGGAGCACAGGAAGACAGUAGGCCACCAGUUCCGGAGCUCCCUCCAGCUCCUCAUGGAGACUCUGAACGCCACCACGCCUCACUACGUGCGCUGCAUCAAGCCCAACGACGAGAAGAUGUCCUUCGUGUUCGACUCCAAGCGAGCGGUUCAACAGCUGAGGGCAUGUGGAGUCCUGGAGACCAUUCGCAUCAGUGCUGCUGGUUACCCGUCAAGAUGGACGUACCAAGACUUCUUCAACAGAUACCGGGUGCUCAUGAAGAGGGCGGACAUGACCAAUUCCGACAAGAAGCUUGUGUGUCGGAACCUGCUGGCGACCCUGAUCAAGGACGAGGACAAGUUCCAGUUCGGCAAGACGAAGAUCUUCUUCCGGGCGGGCCAGGUGGCGUACCUGGAGAAGCUGCGGGCGGACAAGUUCCGCUCGGCGUGCAUCAAGAUCCAGAAGACGGUGCGCGGCUGGCUCCAGCGGCUCCGCUACCGCAAGAUCCGCCGCUCUGCAGUGCUGCUGCAGAGAUACGGCCGCGGCUACAUGGCCCGCAGGUACGCCGAGCAGCUGAGGCUGACGCGGGCGGCGGUCAUCUGCCAGAAGCAGUGCCGCAUGGUGAGAGACAGACGGGCCUUCCUGAGGGUGAGACGGGCAGUGGUCACCAUCCAGGCCUACACCCGGGGCAUGUACACCCGCAGGAUCUUCAAGGAGUUCCUCCUGCACCACAAGGCCAUGGUGAUCCAGAAGAACGUGCGCGGCUGGCUGGCCCGGAAGAAGUUCCGGCGGGCGCGCGACGCGGCCGUCACCAUCCAGUGCGCCGUGCGCUGCAUGCGGGCCAAGCGGCUCACCAAGCAGCUGAAGAUCGACGCCCGCUCGGCCCAGCACCUGAAGAAGCUCAACUCGGGCAUGGAGAACAAGAUCGUGCAGCUCCAGAGGAAGAUGGACGACCAGUCCAAGGACCUCAAGACCCAGAACGAGCAGCUGCUGUCCCACAACAAUAACCUGGGGUCGGAGGUCGGCAAGCUGCAGAAGGAGCUGCAGCAGGUCCGCCUCCGCCACGGCGACGGCAACCAACUGACCUCCCUGCAGGAGGAGCUGGCCCGGCUGAGGGCGGAGCUAAAGGAGUCACAUGACUUGAACCAGAGGCAGGAGGCGGAGCACGGCAGCGAGAAGCUGGUCCUGACUCAGCGAGUGGAGGAGUUGGAGAAGGAGAACCACCUGCUGAAGAGCGAUAAGGAGCAGAUGAACCACAAGCUGCUGCAGCACUCCAAGAGCACUGAAGACCAGGAGAGCAGCGCCUCCCAGAGGGAGACGGACCUCCAGAAGGACCUGGACCAGGAGAGACUCCGCUACCAGAACCUCCUGAAGGAGUUCUCCAGGAUGGAGCAGCGCUUCGACAACCUGGAGGAGGAGGUGGCGCUCACCAAGCGGGGCCACAGGAGAAACCCGUCCAACGUGAGCAGCCUGGAGUCUGACUCCAACUACCCCUCCAUCUCCACCUCGGAGGUGGGCGACGCGGAGGACGCCAUUCAGAUGGUGGAGGACAUUGGCGUGGAGAAGGCAGCGAUGGACAUCAGCAUCUUCAUGAAGCUGCAGAAGCGCGUGCGGGAGCUGGAACUAGAGAGGAAGAGGUUGCAGGCCCACAUAGACAAGAUGGAGGAGCUUGCCAAGAGCAAGGUCACGGAGAGAAGGAACUUGACAUCCCAGGAUGAAGUCGCAGAUCUGGCCUACAACAGUUUGAAGAGGCAAGAGCUGGAAUCGGAGAACAAGAAGCUGAAGAACGACCUGAACGAGAUGAGGAGGACCGUCAGCGACCGGGUCUCCGACGACAGCUCGUCCAAUGAGCUUCAGGAGAGCUACAAGCUGCUGCUCACCCAGCUGAAAGCGGCCAAUGAGGAGCUGGAUAUGCGCAAGGAGGAGGUGCUUCUGCUCAGAACCAAGAUAGUCAGUGGCCCACAGCAAAAUGGACUUGUUGACAGUGAAAAGGUGAGCAGCAUCGAGGCUGAGGUGAACAACAAGAAACCUCCCAAAGAUAAGGAGGAGGCGCUGAAGGCCUACCAGGAGGUGUCUGAGUCCAAGAGCUUCUCUGAGGACUGGGCUCAUUUGAACGAAGACGGGGAGCUGGGCUUGGCCUACCUGGGGCUGAAAGAAGUAGCCAGGGUGCUGGAGGCCCAGGUGCAGAGCCUGUCCCGGCAGCAUAAGGACGAGCUGGAGGCCCUGCACACCCAGAUCGAGGUGCUGCGCGGCGACCUGGAGAAGAAGACGGAGGCGCUGAACCACACCAUGUCCCUGUCCCCCGAGGCCCAGGUGGAGUACAGCGUGCAGCAGGAGAUCACCCGGCUCACCAACGACAACCUGGACCUGAAGGAGCUGGUGGAGAAGCUGGAGAAGAAUGAGAGGAAGUUGAAGAAGCAGCUCAGGAUCUACAUGAAGAAGAUCCAGGAACUUGAGGUGUCCCCUGUGACGCCGGUGGACUCGCGGUCGCGGCCCGAGCUCAGCCGCCAGGUGACGGUGCAGCGCCGGGAGAAGGACUUUGAGGGCAUGCUGGAGUACUGCAAGGAGGACGAGGCCCUGCUGCUCAAGGCCCUCAUCGCCGAGAUCCGCCCCAGCUCCGUGUCGGCGACGGUGCCCUGCCUCCCGGCCUACAUCCUGUUCAUGUGCAUCCGCCACGCCGACUACGUCAACGACGACGAGAAGGUGGAGUCCCUGCUCACUUCCACCAUCAACGCCAUCAAGAAGGUCCUCAAGAAAAACGUCAACGACUUUGAGAUGGUGUCCUUCUGGCUGGCCAACACUAGCCGCCUGCUGCACUGCCUGAAGCAAUACAGCGGCGAUGAGGCGUUCAUGACCCAGAACACGGGCAAGCAGAACGAGCACUGCCUGAAGAACUUUGACCUGGCCGAGUACCGGCAGGUGCUGAGCGACCUCUCCAUCCAGAUCUACCAGCAGCUCAUCAAGGUGGCCGAGGGCAUCAUGCAGCCCAUGAUCGUGUCGGCCAUGCUGGAGAGCGAGAGCAUCCCCAGCCUGUCCGGGGUGAAGCCCAUGGGCUACCGGAACCGCUCGUCCAGCAUGGACCACGACGGCAACGGGCCCAGCACCUACACCCUGGGCGCGCUGAUCCGCCAGCUGGGCCAGUUCCACAGCGUGAUGGGUGAGCACGGCCUGGACCCCGAGAUCGUCAGCCAGGUGGUCCGGCAGCUGUUCCACUGCAUCAACGCCUUCACCCUCAACAACCUGCUGCUGCGCAAGGACGUGUGCUCGUGGAGCACCGGCAUGCAGCUCAGGUACAACAUCAGCCAGAUGGAGGAGUGGCUGCGGGCCAACAACCUGCAGCAGAGCAAGGCGGCGCCCACGCUGGAGCCCAUCAUCCAGGCCGCCCAGCUGCUGCAGGUCAAGAAGAAGACGUCCCAGGACGCCGAGGCCAUCUGCGCCCUCUGCACCGCACUCACCAUGCAGCAGAUUGUGAAGAUUCUGAACCUGUACACUCCGCUGAACGAGUUUGAGGAGCGGGUCACCGUCUCCUUCAUCCGAAACAUUCAGAGUAACCUCCAGGAGAGGAACGACGCGCCCACGCUGCUGGUAGACACCAAGCACACCUUCCCGGUGCUCUUCCCCUACACGCCCUCCGCCCUCAGCCUGGAGACCCUGCACAUCCCCGCCUCCCUGGGGCUGGGCUUCCUGGUCAGGGUGUAGCACCCCCAACCCUCCCGUCCACAGGGGGGUGGGGGGGGGGGGAUGGGGGGAGGCACCCACAUGAACCUUGUGGUUGUUGUCAUUGUUGUUCCGAUCGAUUUGAUGUGUCUUUCCGCGUAUUCCCGAUUUUUUUCGCGAUCUGAUUUUCACCCGGCGAUCAUCGCCGCGCCCGGUCAUUGCGUAAUCAUGACCUGUGGUUGUGUCUUCCUUGAGGGGUGUGUCGGAACGAAGGCAACCUGGCUGUGGUGUCAUCGUAAAAAAAAUAAUAAUACUGUAAUGCUGUCUUAUUUUAAUUGCCUUGUUUUUUCUCUGUACACGUUUUUGCACUUAAAGUGGCAGUGAGACAGAUAUAUGUGUAUAUAUUGAAAAAUCAUAAACUGUAAUGAAUCAAUUUGCAGGACUUUAAACGCAAGUGUUGAAAGCACCUCGUGCCACAGACCCCACUGUAAGCAGUGCAAGGAAACCCUCCUCGAUCGACUUGUUUCACAAUCUAUCACCCCUGGCUCUAGGGGCUGAUGCCCCGCCCAUGUUUGUCAUCUACGCCCACUGUAAAGUACAUGCUGUCCUGAACUCUCCUGUAGCUUGUAUGCGGGCAAUUCAUCAUCGAUUUCUACACCUUAUAGUAAGUAAGUGUAGUUGGGGGGAUUCAACGGAGAAGAGGGGACCUUCAUGUCUGGGGUUACAGCGUUGCGUUAUGUUUGAAGGUAUAUUGGCCAUGCUGGAGAGCGAGUUUCAUGAUGGGUUGGGUAUUGCUGUUCGUUGGGGCAGUGUGCAAACAACUUUAUGGGCCCCUAUUUCUUUUAUUUUUAUUGAGGAUAAGAAAUGUUGGGAUCUUAUCAAUUUGUGAUUUCACAAGUGGGAGUGAUGUCAACCCAGAUGUAUAAUGUGUAAGAUCCACUUCUCCGUUCCUUGUGCUACGUACAAACUGGCAGACAAAAUCCUUCUGUCAAAUCUUCUGGGUCGACACUUGUGACAUCACAAAUGGAAUCAAUUAUGCUUCUUAUAAAUCAAUCAACCAUCCUCACAGCUGUUUGCAAAGUAAGGGCACUUCAAAUAGCGGGCUGUGUUGAUGAUGGCAACUUGAGAGAGGAGGUUGAGGGGGUAAUUGUGAGAGAAAUGGCCUGAUAUAAAUGUUUUAACUAGGUACAGUUCAAGUAAAUGGUACAGCUAGAGACAGACCUAAUCAUUAAUCCAGAGGAAUUUGAAAGGAGUAGGUCCAUUGUGUCCAAGGGACAUAUUAAUAAAAAGUGGAUAGAUGUAUGUUGAAGGUGAACAAAGUAAUCUUUUUUAAAUAGUAAUUGUCCACAUGGUUGUGAUGUUAACCAGCAAGUCAAACACAAAGCAACAUCUCACUCCUAAUUUCUUUCUUUCGCCACCAGGGCUGUACUAGCUUUGCCUUCGUCUUUGGUUCAGAGUUACGUUCUCCGUCCAAUGCCAAUGUUUACAGCCGGAUUUCCUUACUGUGUACCUUCUUUUUUUUUUUUUUUUUUAAUACCUUGUAAUUUGAUUUGACCGUUUUUGUCAAUAUCGAGUUUGAGAUGAUUGAGGAUUUUUGUGUUGAUAGAACUUAUACAUUUGUGUCCUCUGCUGCCCUCUGCUGUCUGAAAAUGGAAUUGAAGCACAGCGACAUCAGAGGUAGGCUAAUACAAAUUGUCUGUAGCAAAUGCUGGUAGGAGGGUGUUAAUUUCUUCGUCAGUCGUUUUUCGUCCUAUUAAAAUAUCCGUUUCACUGGCCUUUCACAAUCACAUUUCAGUGAUUACAAAAUAAAUAAUUUAAAAAUUUGGAAUUGUUUUUUUCUAUUCUUUAUAUCCAACUCUUAAUUUAAAAAAGAAGUGCAAACAUUUAUCGAUGUCUUUCUAAAAUCAUUUUAUUUGAAAAUGUGAAUGAAAGAGUCAAUCAAAUUUAAUUGUCCAGUAGUUUAGAAUAUAUUGUUUUUCUUCAGAAUUCUUGGUAAACUAUAAUUUCAACAAUUGACAUGCUAUCCUUUUACUUUUACGAGCAAUAAUUGUCUUAAAAAAAUUAUUGAAGGUUCUCAGAGUUCUUGAAAUUCAGCUAAUUGGAGGGGAGGAGAAUGUAAAGGUUAUUUCAAUUUAAAAAUAUUCUCGAAAUGUAUUUUUUUAAUAUCUGUCUGUUCUAAUUCCAUAUUGUGAUUCCCGAUUUCUUUAAUCGGUUAAAUAAAAUGCAUUGAUGGUUUGAGAAUAA
Messenger RNA from Gadus morhua (Atlantic cod), 8156 nucleotides. RefSeq names its product myosin VB (gene myo5b). Gene Ontology annotation, biological process: actin filament organization. Gene Ontology annotation, cellular component: actin cytoskeleton; cytoplasm; myosin complex. The record is from RefSeq and is a predicted model, not a curated record. Gene Ontology annotation, molecular function: actin filament binding; microfilament motor activity; ATP binding. The transcript is spliced from 40 exons. The coding region runs from base 411 to 5954 and encodes 1847 amino acids. NCBI's taxonomy places the organism in Eukaryota, Metazoa, Chordata, Actinopteri, Gadiformes, Gadidae.